Messenger RNA from Esox lucius (northern pike), 2172 nucleotides. Its product is annotated as serine/threonine-protein kinase pim-3. Lineage: Eukaryota; Metazoa; Chordata; Actinopteri; Esociformes; Esocidae. The transcript has 6 exons. Gene Ontology annotation, biological process: protein autophosphorylation; regulation of mitotic cell cycle; negative regulation of apoptotic process. Gene Ontology annotation, molecular function: ATP binding; protein serine/threonine kinase activity. Bases 269 to 1240 code for a protein of 323 amino acids. The record is from RefSeq and is a predicted model, not a curated record. Gene Ontology annotation, cellular component: cytoplasm.
UACAGUGCGUGAGGAGGAACCUAUCGCGCAUAUCUGUGUCCGACUCGUGCUUUAAACGCUAACAUAACACAUGUGCGUUAGAGGACUAUCUUUCGGGAUUUUGAUCUAAAGUGAACAAACGUUUUUGUCCGCAUUAUCAUUUGUGGACAGUCAUUUCUCAACGUUAUCCUCGCUUUGAGAUAAUCGACGGAUCUGCCUUUUAUCCUUGGUAUUUCAAGCUUUCCUUUUACGCAUUUGGACGCAUUAUUUUUUUUACAAACGAGCAAUAAUGUUGCUCUCCAAAUUCGGUUCAUUUUCCCAUAUUUGCAGCACAUCCAACAUGGAUUUAACGGUGAAAAUACAGCAAGUGAAAUUGGAGAAAGAGUCAUUCGAUAAAUUAUAUCAAGUGGGGUCCGUACUCGGAAGUGGGGGAUUCGGUACCGUCUACGCCGGUAGUCGGAUUUCAGACGGUUUGCCGGUUGCUGUAAAACAUGUAGCCAAAGAGAGAGUUACGGAAUGGGGAACCUUUAACGGUUCCCUAGUGCCCCUGGAAAUUGUUCUCUUGAAAAAAGUAGGCACUACUUUCCAAGGUGUCAUAAAGCUGAUCGAUUGGUAUGAGCGACCCGAUGGCUGGUUGAUAAUCAUGGAACGACCGGAGAUAGUCAAGGAUUUGUUUGACUAUAUAACUGAGAAGGGGGCCUUGGACGAAGACACGGCGCGUGGAUUUUUUCGUCAAGUCUUGGAAGCAGUACGACAUUGUUACAGUUGUGGAGUGGUCCAUAGGGACAUCAAAGAUGAGAACCUCCUCGUUGAUCUACAAAGCGGAGACGUCAAACUGAUUGACUUUGGUUCGGGGGCGAUUCUCAAGGACACGGUUUACACAGACUUUGACGGGACAAGGGUGUACAGUCCUCCAGAGUGGAUCCGGUUCCAUAGGUACCAUGGGCGCUCAGCAACAGUGUGGUCGCUUGGUGUGCUACUGUACGACAUGGUGUGUGGUGACAUCCCUUUCGAACAAGAUGAGGAGAUUCUCCGGGGACGCCUGUUCUUCAGGAGGAAAAUAUCCACUGAGUGUCAGCAGCUGAUCAAGUUGUGCCUCUGCCUCAGGCCCUCUGACAGACCCACAUUGGAGCAGAUCUUUGAUCACCCAUGGAUGCGUGCCACAACUAAUGACUCAAAAACAGAGGGGUGUGACAUUACGCUGCACAAAAUUAGCCCUGACUCCUCAUCAAGCACAAAUUCAAGCAAAGAGAGCCUCUGAUCAGAAAACCAUGUUUUACAAGGGGAUAUUUGCAGACCUGCGGAUUUCUGGUUCCCCUGUCUCACUAGAACCGAGUUAACAGGACUUGUGCGUUUUGUUAGCAACUGUAAUUCAUGGUUUUCCUCUAACUCAGUCAAAGUUAUUUAGAGGAAUGUUUCUUCACACAGGAACUUGUUACUUGGGUGGAUUGACCAGUAUUAUUUUAUUUAAAGAAAAACAACAAUGUUUUGCUGGUUUAUGUUCUCUGUAGCCCCCAUUAUAUCCAGAUAUCCUGGCAGCUCUUAUAGAGCUGGAAUAUUGUUUUGGUAUUUUUUUAUUGAUUUAGAGUGCCUUGUUUUAAAGCUGCUUUGGUGUGGCCCUAGUCAUAUGAACCUGUCGUUGGUUUUUUCUGUUGCUCAAGAAAUACGAUGACCUGAGUAACGCCAUCUCGCAAAGCGUCAGCGCCAGGCUCAUGUAAUACACAGGAUCCCGCCCACCGACAUGGUGGGAUACUUGAAACGUACACUUAUCCACACUACAACUCUCUGCUGCUCUUUCACUAUAAAUGCCUCACAGCUGUGCAGACAUUUGUUCAUCUGUUUCUCUGAAUGUGUAGUGAAAGCAUCAAAACCUCUCAAAGGCUUCAUAGGGUUCCAUACACUGAGCCCUCCUUGUGUUUCUGUAUUCCAUCUCAGCUGACUACACAGCCCCGAUCUUGGCUAAGCUAAGAACUGUGUUUGAAAUGCACAAUCAAUGCAAUAUUCAUGGACACUUUCUUUCUUUCCUUUUUUUUUUUUUUUUUUUUUACUAAUUUUUGACAAUUAUUUGUAUAUUUAUGUACAUUCUCCCAUGUAAAUUAUUUAUUUGUUCUAAGCAUUCCACACUCAGUGGCUAUUUAUUUAUUUAUUUUAUAUCAAUUCAAGGAAAACCCAAAAUUAAAAUUAUACAUGGCC